This is a messenger RNA of Cryphonectria parasitica EP155, 648 nucleotides long. RefSeq lists its product as uncharacterized. The record is from RefSeq and is a predicted model, not a curated record. NCBI's taxonomy places the organism in Eukaryota, Fungi, Ascomycota, Sordariomycetes, Diaporthales, Cryphonectriaceae. The transcript has a single exon. Gene Ontology annotation, biological process: response to heat; protein folding; response to salt stress. The coding region runs from base 1 to 648 and encodes 215 amino acids.
AUGGCUGAAGACAUCAUCCAUCCCCAAGUAGCACCUCCAAAUGCACCACAAUACCAUUUUCCAGGAUGGUAUUACUACACCCCCGAGCCCUACCACACAACGUCAAUUCCGAAACAUGCCCGACACAUGCCUGCACCCUUGAAGGCGGCUCAGCAUGCAGUACGCGAUCUCACACAUCCGUAUGCAGACGGCUAUCCCCUUCCCUCUCCGCACACGGACAUUCGCGAGUCGAGGUCUGCCUAUUACCUCGACGUCGAACUCCCUGGACUCCGCGACAAGAAAGACGUGCGGCUGAAGUGGACCGGUGCUCGAUCUCUCUUCAUUGAAGCAUAUAUUCAGCCGCAACCACUUCCUCAGCAGGCCUCGAAGCCGUCGUCUCCAGAACCAUCUCCUGCAGGACCAUCGUCGGAGAUGCAAACAGCCGCCCAGCAUGAAGUGGACAAAAAUGAGGAAGAGACGACUCAUUACCUAAAGAAGGAGAGAAAGACUGGCCAGUUCGCAAGGGCCUUUAACUUUCCGGUGGACAUCAAGCAGGACGAGACCGUGGCUAAGCUAGCAUUCGGGGUUCUUACCAUCAUGGUUCCCAAGAAGGAGAAGGAUAGCGAGGAGAAGCACAAGGAGGUUGCCAUCGAACAUGCGGGCCACUGA